Molecule: messenger RNA, 2280 nt
Organism: Mesorhabditis spiculigera
Lineage: Eukaryota; Metazoa; Nematoda; Chromadorea; Rhabditida; Rhabditidae
Source: the annotation of a GenBank genome assembly
AUGGAAAUCGAGACGUACAUCCGGGACAAUGUGCCGUGGGCUCGACUGCCGGAGAAUGUUCAGGUUCUACUCGGCGCCUCAAAUCGCGAGUACGACAAGCUUGUGCUCGAGUACAGUGUCCGGAACCAAUUGCGCUAUAAAGGAAAUCUAGUUCGACAAGUGAAAAAGAGCGAAGAAAUGUACUACGAUAUUGUGAUGAAAUAUUCGGAGAGCCAUGUGAUGCUCUUCCCUUACCAUCUCUCCGAUAUCAUCGUCCGCGAGCUGCGCACGACCCCGUUCAGCUAUUACAUAAAUAUAUUUAUGGAGAUGCUGGCCGCAGAGAAAUCGUACGACUCGCUGCCGAAUUUCACGGCCGCAGAUGCAGUGCGGCUGUUGGGGAUUGGGCGCAAUCAAUAUAUUGAUAUUAUGAAUCAAAACAAAUCAAAUCGGCGCCUCUUCCGCCGCAAUAAGCCAAUUCGAGAGCUGUUGCCCCAGAAGCCAGUCAAUAUAAGCAUCGAGCCAUGGUGGCUCGUCUGCCCUGGGAGUAUUCUGGAGGCCGAUGUCAAGAGUUUACCGGCGUUGGAACGAGCCUUGGUAGAUCUACUGCUUGAUGAGGGCCCACAAAUCGCCGCCACCCAAGAUCUUGGCCUGAUCCAGCGACUUUUCAACGCGGGCCUCGUUUAUUUCGAUGUACCAGUCUCCGAAAAUGAUUACGUAUACGUUGCCCCUCUGGACGGUUUCGUGAUGAACCGCGUGCUGGGCGACUACUUCGAGACGUUGCUGUACAAGAUUUUUGUGGCCAUCGACGAUCAGACGACGGUGCACGAGAUCGCCGAAAUGCUGCACAUUGAUUUGCAACUGGUGAAGAACGCGAUAUCCCUCUUCUGUCGGCUUGGUUUUGCCAGGAAGCGGGUCACCGGGAUUGAAGGGAUCCGUAUGCAUUCGUCAUGGGCAACAAGGACAAUUUCCGGUGCGACGAUGACAGCUUCAAAUACACAGGACGACCUCUUGUCGUUGUCAACCGGAUUAGGCGAGCUGUCGGCGGCUUUAACGGGUGAAGAAGAGGAGGAUGAGGAUCGAGCCGUAUCCCCUCGCGAUUCUCAGUCACCGGCUACUAUGUCAGCCCCUCAAACUGCUGAAACGGCCUCCGGGGCCGGAAAGGUGGCUCUUGUUUUUGACUCGACGCUGACCGCCUUCCUGAUGAUGGGCAAUUUGAGCACAGCUUUGAAAGGCCAUGCCGUCACGCUCUUCGAGGUCGGCAAGCUUGGCGAUGACCAAUUGCGCGAUUUUAUGGACCUCCUUGAAAAGGUCAAUCGUUUCGCUGAAGGGGAGGCUGCACGGUAUUCGCUGCAUGCAACCGGACUCCUGGACUUGUUGAAAAAGCUGAAAGGCGCCGGGCAUGAGGUUGACAUGAUUCGUGGUGAGAGUCUGUUAUCGCUCGAUACCCAAAGUCGCACUCGGCUUCUGCACAAGGCUUAUUGCCUUGCGGUGGCGGUGGCUCCAUUAUCAGCUGAUGGAUGUACCCUGCCGCUUUCAUCUUUGCCGUUUCUCGGGCCUCCUAUUCCUGAGGUGUGUUCUGCCUGGUUCCGGCUUUCCAUCUACAACCUCUGCGGAUCGGGGCCAUCAUCGCUGUUUCUCCCGCGUGGAGAGCGGGUUUCCCGGCUUCCGCCUUGGUUGGCCAACACCUCGCACCUCCUGCUCUCCUCAUUCUCCCAUGAGCCCCAGGUGGUGACCGCCGGAUCGGCACUCUCCCUGAUCAAUGACCUGCUCACAACGACCCCGUUGUUUGUACAGGAAUGGUGGCACAAGACGUGGGAAGAUCAUCUGAUUCACGUCCCAUUUCCGUUUGAUGGCGAAAAGGAGAAUGACGCCUACACGUCACAUCCGUCGAUUAUCAAACUGCAGGAGCGGUUGAACUUGGACAGGAUGUGCGGCUACAUCACAUUGGUGCCAAAGAAAGAGCUGCCAAAAUCUGAGGAUGGCGCCGAGGCGAAGAGCCCCGAAUUGCUCGUAGUUGAUGUGAGCUUCGGGAUUCCGCUGUUCUCGGCGGAAUUGAAUGCGACCAUCUGUCGACGAGCGAUGACACAGGGAAUUAUGGUUGAGGAAAACCGAACAAAUAUCCAAUUUGCCAACAAAAACCUCGUGGACAUCACCUACGACACGAUCAAGGCACACAAUUGCGGGGUGGAGAGGGUGGCCUGGCAAGAAGGAGCCAGUCCGCGUGUAGAAGUCGUCCCCCCGCUUCGCCCGGUAUAUUUUGACCAAGGGAUUCUUCGGGCCGUCAACCAUCUUGAUCAAUUA